AAAAACUAUUAUUGUAAUGUACUUUUUUCUUUAAUUUGUCAUUUAUGAGGUGAUAUUCAUUUUUAUAUCAUUGCAAUCAUAUCAAAUACCAAAAAUUAGUUAAGAUGAUCAUAAGAUAGCUAUACAAUCCUUUCUAAUUUCUAUACUAAAUAUAACAAUAAAAUAAAAUUGGUUUGUGUCUAAAUAAUACUUUCUUUGUUUUAAAAUGUAAGCAGUUUUAAGUAAAAACAUUAAUACUAUAAAAUUUGUUACCUAGAAAAAAAAUAUUUUAGUAUAUAUGUUCAACUAGUUAUAACAAAUCUACAAAAUUUUAUUAGUUAAACAGUAAUUAAUACAUAUAAAAUUACAUUAAAAUGUUAAAACUAGUUAUAUUUUGAAACAGAAAAACAUUUACAACUACUUAUAUUAUGAUAAGCGAAGGAGUAGUAUAUGUAAUAUGCCUAUGUUAGAAGAUCUGUUUAGGAGUGUUCAAUUCCCCAUGAUAGCUGUUACUAGGCAAGAAGAUAAGACCCAUUCUUUUAAAACAUAUCCGAAUCAUGUCCUCGUCACCACUAUCGUAACCCUUUUUAAAAUUAAUUUCCUUGAUUCUGUCAAUUGGACCAAAACGGACCAAAACUAUUAGUUCCCAUCAACUAGACGACUUUACCUCAAUUUUUAUAUCGAAAUAGUAAUAUAACAUAGAUAUAUCCUCAAAAUAUAUUAGAUUUUAUGUCUAUUGAAAUUACUCUAAAUCCUUAAAACAAGAAUAUUUCCCGGCUUCGAACAGCUGUUCCGGACAACAUAAAUAAUACAUUUUUAUUGCAAUGCUGAUUUUUUUUGCCAAAACAAAUAAUACAUUUUUAUUGCAAUGCUGAUUUUACGAAAUUUAAGGAUAUGUGCACUAGUUGAAUUUUCAGUGAGUUUUUCACCAAACUAAAUUAUAAAGAAAGAAAAAAUAAGAAAUAAUUUCCUUUUAAAAAGAUUCUAAUAUAUGUUUGAGAUAUUCUACUUGCACAUAAUAAUUUUUUAUUAAUCUAAAUUUCUUUAAGCAUUAAAUUUAUCAUCUAAAAGCUCUAGUGAAUCUAUCAUAAAGCCUAUCAAAUAUGAAUUAUCAAGAAACACACAUAACAAAAUUCAAAGUAAAAUCUCUGAUACUUGAAUAUUCAGAUUGCAAAUUGAAAGUUUGGGGAUGUAAAAUAGUUCUGAUUCACGCAUAUAUAGAUAUGAUCCUUACUUAUUUUUUAAAUUUCCUUUUAGGUUCUACACAAAUAAAAGUCCCAGCAAAGAAAGAGAGAAGAGCCUUUCAAAAAGAUAUUAAUGAAUUACACCCUUUAAUUAAAAACAAGGAAAAUUGGAAGGAAAAAAACGAAAAAAGAUAAAUUACGAUUUUCUUCAGUCAAAUAUUUAGGAAAUUAACCUUUACUGCUUUUCGAAACAGUUAUAAAGGUUAUAAAUAAUUUAUUUUUAAUCGUGAAACACAAUUUGACUAGGGUUCUUAGUUUCUUGUGCCCCAAGUUUCCCCUUCAGUUUAAUUAAAGACUCAAGUUAGGGUUUUCCAAAAACGAGAGCUAACCCCCACCAGACAAAAAAAAGAUGGAGGAACCGAGCAUCAGUGAGUUGCCAGAUGAGUUGAUCCUGAAGAUAUUCUCAUUGCUUCCGCUUUAUGAAGAGAGCAUUGCAACACGUCUCUUAAACAGAUUACGAAUGGAGGGUCCAUGGAAACUGGUGCCGAAUGUCAGCGUGUUUGAUGAUUCAUAUAAGAGUUUUGUGAACUUUAUGAGUUUUGUUUACGCAUCUUUGUUGUUCAACGAGUCUCAAAUUCUAGAGAGGUUUCAUCUCAUGCUUAACCAGAAAUAUUCAGCUUCAGACAUCAACGUUUUGGUUAAAUUUGCGGUUAACCGGUCCGUGAGAAAGCUGAGGAUUCAGACGUUUGAGAAUACCCUAGAACUGCCGAGUUGCUUGAGUAGUUGCGUAACCCUCAAGUCAUUGAUACUCCGUCAACUAAGCAUCGAGGUUGUUCCUUCUUGCUUUCGCUUGCCAUCUCUCAAAAGUCUCCACCUUUUCUCGGUCGAGUUCUCAGGUGACGUGUCUCUUGCAAGUCUUUUACAAUCGUGUCCGGGUCUUGAAUACUUGGUUGUAAGGGAUGUGAAGUUCAAGACUGUUCCGCGUUGGUUUCAGUUGUCCUCUCUGAGAAGCCUGCACCUUCUUUCGAUCUCGGGCUGCGAAUCUGUUGCAAGUAUUUUAAGUAUGUGCCCUUUUCUUGAAGAUUUGGUUGUGAAACAAUCCCAAGUAUUCAAUCAUUAUGAGCCUACUUUGAUCACUUGCAGAACACUAAAAACAUUGAUACUCCGUGAACUAACUAUCAGUGUUGUUCCAGCUAUGUUUUGCUUGCCAUCACUCAAAACUAUGCACCUUUUAUCUGUUGGGUUCACGGGAGGCGAAUCAGUUGCAAGUCUUUUACGAAUAUGCCCUGUUCUUGAAGAUUUGGUUGUGAAACAAACACAAGUAACCCAUAGUAACGAGUGUACUCUGAGUAGUUGCAGAACACUAAAAACGCUGACGCUCAGUGAACUAAGUAUCAAGGUGGCUCUGCCUUGGUUUCGCUUGCCAUUGCUCAAAACUCUGCACCUUUUAUCGGUCAAGUUCGAAACUAUUGCAAGUUUCUUACCAAUUUGCCCGCUUCUUGAAUAUUUGGUUGUAGACCAAUCCAAAGAAGACGGCAGUGUGGUGUUCAAGGAAGUUCCGCAUUGGUUUCGCUUGCCAUCGCUCAAGAGUCUGCACCUUUUAUCGGUCAAAUUCUCGGGGGACGAUUCAGUUGCAAAGCUUAUACGAAAUUGCCCGGUUCUUGAAGAUUUGGUUAUAAACAAAACCAGAGAUGACAAUGUGAUGAUAUUCAACAUCAAGGCAUUUUCAUUGAGGAGCUUGUCCAUCGAUAACUCUAUAGGGAACGUUAAGAAGAAUCAUGGGUUUGUGAUAAAUGCUCCUUCUUUGGAGAAAAUGGACUUUAAAGAUACAUUCAGUAACUUUCUAGUGUUUGAACAUAUGCCAGAGGUGACCGAGGCUAAUGUCCAGGUUCUUUGUGGCCAUUCUAACAUGUUCAUAGGAUCUCUUACCUCAGCCCGUCUUCUCUCUCUAUGUUGUCUAUCUUCAGAGGUAACAACUAUGUUACUGAAUCAUUUUCUCAAGAUUCUCCUUCUAUGUUCAAUAUAGUGAAUCAUUCACACUUUAAUUGCAGACUCCAUAUCCUAGUGGCACUACUUUCCCUUAUCUUGAACAUCUAGAGCUAUGUACACGUUGUGCCGGAUGGGCCAAUCUACUUUUUUGUAUACUUAAAGACGCUCCAACACUCAAAUAUCUCAAGCUUAAGCCGGUAUGUAGUAUGGAUCUUUUUUCACUAGUAUGUUAUAUGAACAGUAUAGUAACAACCUAUACAUAAUGUUUCUCUCAGCAACAUGGUGCCCAUUACAAUGGUCCGAUGAUCCUAUGGAAGAAAACAACAGCUGUUCCGGAAUGUUUAUCGACGCAUCUUGAGAUCAUGGAAUGGAGACAAUAUGAAGGCACAAAGCACGAGAGGAAUGUGGCUGCGUACGUGCUAGCAAACGCUACUUGUCUAAAGAGGGCGACCUUCUCAACAAGAUGUAGAAACAAACAUCAUCGCAGGCUCAGAAAGUUAAAGAAACUGAACAGAGUUUCAGAGACAUGUCAGUUAUUGUUUAACUAAACUCUUUUGUGAUGGUGUGUGUCUCUAGAAGACCUAUGAGUUUCUUAAGGUCCUCUUACAUUUUUCUCUGACUUUAUUUUGGUGUUAUGUGUUUUGUUUUCCGAGUCUCUAGAUCUUUGUUUUGUGAAAACAGAGCAUUUUUCUGCCUACAUGUUACUCUACAUAUAAGAUUCAUAUC
Brassica napus (rape) is the source of this 3878-nucleotide messenger RNA. RefSeq names its product putative FBD-associated F-box protein At5g56560. The coding region runs from base 1573 to 3189 and encodes 538 amino acids. The transcript has a single exon. NCBI's taxonomy places the organism in Eukaryota, Viridiplantae, Streptophyta, Magnoliopsida, Brassicales, Brassicaceae. The record is from RefSeq and is a predicted model, not a curated record.